Asterias rubens (European starfish) is the source of this 1949-nucleotide messenger RNA. Its product is annotated as histidine protein methyltransferase 1 homolog. Gene Ontology annotation, molecular function: protein-L-histidine N-tele-methyltransferase activity. The record is from RefSeq and is a predicted model, not a curated record. Lineage: Eukaryota; Metazoa; Echinodermata; Asteroidea; Forcipulatida; Asteriidae. Bases 42 to 980 code for a protein of 312 amino acids. Gene Ontology annotation, biological process: peptidyl-histidine methylation, to form tele-methylhistidine. The transcript is spliced from 8 exons.
UUAGGGGGGCCGGGAGGAUCGUGUGAUGACGAAGAAAGAAGAUGUCUUUUCAGUUCAACUUUGAUGUCAGUGUUGAUGAAGAACAACAUUUAAGUGGGGAAGAUGAUAAUAAGGGUAAUCCAGAGAAUGCCAGUCUGCCGACAGAUUCCACAAAUAACAGCACAGAGACAUUAAAAGAAGCCAAAGAGUUGUACACUCCAACCGAUCUAACAGCUUAUGAGUCCUGUGCUGUAGAUGUGGUCAAAGUUGGCGAUCUAGAACUAUGCUUCCUAAACCCAGACGAUGUUGAGAGUGAGCUGAUAAUCAGCUCAUUCAGUCAGGCCUUGAAGAGCGAGGAAGAUGAAAGCGACGUAUCUAAGGCUGUAGAUGGUCAUUCGGAUCUCAUACCAAAGGUGUAUGAAGGUGGUUUGAAAGUUUGGGAAUGUUCCCUAGACCUUGUCCACUUCCUCCAUGAUGCAGAAAUACCUGUUAAGAAUAAGAGAGUGUUGGAGCUCGGCUGUGGUAUUGGACUCCCAGGCAUUUAUGCAGUCAAGAAGGAAGCUGCUGCAGUACACUUCCAAGAUUAUAAUGAGGAGGUGAUUGAACACAUGACCAUCCCUAGUGUCAUUUUGAACAAGCCUGAGGAGGAUUCAACUAAUCAGGACCUCCGCUACUUGUCAGGUGACUGGAGUCUAGUGCAGAAGCUACUAACUUCCGAAGAACAAUGUUCAAAGUAUGACGUCAUCUUGACAUCGGAAACAAUCUACAGUUUAGAGUCUUAUGACAAGCUUUACGAUAUACUCAGGGCAGUAUUGCGUCCAACCGGAGUUAUAUACCUAGCAGCGAAGACUCACUACUUUGGUGUGGGCGGAGGGACACGAUCGUUUGAAGACAUGGUGAAGCAGCGUGGCGAAUUUAACAUUGAAGUCUGCAAGACCUAUACUCGAGGUGUGAAGAGGGAGAUUUUAAAGAUGUCAUUCUUGGAAGCGGCAAAAGAUUGAUCAAAUUGAGUGACCGUUAACCCUUCACAUAGGAGAGCUGGUCGAAAAACACCCUCAUUCCCAGUGGGGGAAGAUCUCGCCCCGCCAUUUUUCUUUCUUUCCCAGAAUGCCUUGCGGGAUCGUAAACCCUGGAAGUGUGACUUGAAAGUCUCCAAAUAUAUUGGAUAUGUUGUCUGUUGUUGAUCCAUUCUGUGGUAUGAGACUACGCAAAAUGUGCUGUUAAAAGACGCAUCAAGCCAUAGAGCAACUGGCACCUCUCGUUCUUUUGUAAUCUUGUGAUACGACCCCAGUCUGCCCGGUACGUUUGAAUAGCUUUGACGGGGCACACCGGGUCAGCCCCCCAGUGCCUCGUUUGUGGAGGGGUCACUUAGGGAUGACCCGAGGUGCAUGCCGUCACCAUGAGAGGGCGAGUGUAAUCAUUCGUUUAGCUCUCGUCAGGGGCUCACCGGAGUGAGCACCGCGGGGUACACCCAGGGAAGCUAAAUGAAUGCACCCAUUAUUAGUAAACCUCAUUCAGCCACAAUUUGAAAGCAGACACAUGUACUUGUAAAAUACUUAUUCGUAAUUUUUUACUUUAAAGAACCAAUCUUUGACAGUAAACACAUAAAAGCACAACAAAAUAGACUUGGCUAUGAUACAAUUACACAACUGUUAUUGCAAUUUACAAAUUUAAUGAACAAGUGCUGAAAAUCUUCUUGAACUCGUGGAAAGUAUUUAUGUUGUGAAUAGACUUUUAAGUUGGUCUGAUACUUUUAUGAGUCCUUUAAAUGCUGUAAAGUAUACUAUGGUAUAAACAGGCCAGUAAAUGUACAUCUCAAAACGGCCCUUUUAUAUGUAUUAUUAACUAAGUUGUCGAUUUGUUUUUAUUUAAAAUAACGAUGGCCUUUUUAAAUUUCUUUCUUCUGAAGAAAGACUGCCUUGAUCAUUUACAAUGUAAGUUUAUAAUUAAUAAAUAAUCAUCUAAAAAUA